AUGGAGUGGGCAGGUCCCAGAAACCACCUCUCACCCUCCCGGGCCCCUCUGCUGCUGCUGCUGCUGCUGCCGCUCAUGCUGCCAACCUUCGUCCUUGCCCAGGAGGACAAGGAAGGAACAGACAAGAUCAUCGAGGGUGUGGAGUGUCAACCCAACUCCCACCCGUGGCAGGCCGCACUCUUCCGGGGAAACGAGCUAUACUGUGGGGGUGUGCUGGUGAAUAGGAACUGGGUGCUGACCGCUGCCCACUGCAAGCUGCCGGAAUAUCAAGUCUACCUGGGUUACCACAGCCUAAAGGCCAAAGAGAAGGGGAGCCAGGUGAUCAGGGCUCGAACCUCGUACCGCCACCCUAACUACAGCACCAAGACCCAUGUCAACGACCUGAUGCUGGUCCGGCUGGACCAUGCGGCCUCCCUGACCAGCCGCGUCCAACCUGUGCCUCUGCCCACGAGAUGCGACAACCCUGGGACUAAGUGCAUUGUUUCUGGCUGGGGGACCACGACAAGCCCUGAAGUGACCUACCCCGUGGUGCUCCAGUGUGCAGACGUCCAGCUCAUCUCCCAGGCGGAGUGCCGCUCCAUCUACCACGACCUCCUGGGUGAAUCCAUGCUCUGUGCGGGACUCAAGGACUCAAAAACCAAUGCCUGCAAUGGAGAUUCGGGGGGCCCCCUGGUCUGCAACGGGAAGCUCCAGGGGCUCGUGUCCUGGGGAACAUUCCCGUGUGGGCAGCUCAACGACCCCGGAGUCUACACCCAAGUCUGCAAAUUCACAGCUUGGAUUCGGAAAACCAUGGGGGAAAAAUGA
Molecule: messenger RNA, 804 nt
Organism: Tachyglossus aculeatus (Australian echidna)
Lineage: Eukaryota; Metazoa; Chordata; Mammalia; Monotremata; Tachyglossidae
Product: kallikrein-7-like
Exons: 5
Coding region: 1-804 (267 amino acids)
Biological process (GO): proteolysis
Molecular function (GO): serine-type endopeptidase activity
Source: RefSeq, a predicted model, not a curated record